Messenger RNA from Peromyscus eremicus (cactus mouse), 9027 nucleotides. It is a transcript of the gene Ano5, whose product is annotated as anoctamin 5. Gene Ontology annotation, cellular component: plasma membrane. Gene Ontology annotation, biological process: chloride transmembrane transport. The transcript has 21 exons. The record is from RefSeq and is a predicted model, not a curated record. NCBI's taxonomy places the organism in Eukaryota, Metazoa, Chordata, Mammalia, Rodentia, Cricetidae. Gene Ontology annotation, molecular function: protein dimerization activity; chloride channel activity. Bases 201 to 3842 code for a protein of 1213 amino acids.
AACUCCCAACUGGGAAGAAGCUUUUGCCCAAGCCGGCCUCACACUGAAUGGAGGGCCAAGCAAUCCAGGGGAACCAGACCUACUAGUAGGCUGAGGCUGCUCACCAGAGGGGAUGUGAGGAAGGUUGGGGACGGUGAAGUGUGGGUACCUGCCCUGAGUGGGUGGACCGGUUGAAACAGGAAGCUCUAAGCCUGUUGAGUAUGGAGCUGGAGGGUCAAGAAGGAAGGGAGCCAGGAGAUUCCCAGGAGUCCACCAGGGCUGGAGUUCCCAGGGAAGCUGGUAGGGUGGAGGGGCCAGGAGUCCCAGAAGAUGUAGAUGUGGUGAGGGCCCCUGAGGAGGCGAGACAGGUGGAGGGGCCUGAAGUCGCCCUGUACGUAGACAUAUUGAGGGUCCCCGAGGGGGCAAGUCGGGUGGAAAGGCCUGGAGUCUCCAGGGAUCUGAACAUGGUGAGGGUCUCCGAGGAGGACCAGUUGGAAAUCCAGGAGGGAGGAAGAAGAAGGAUGGAGAUGCUGACAGUCCAGGAGGCAGAAAGUGGGGCGGAAUCUGGGCUGUCCGGAGAGAUCAGCGAAUCGGUGGUCCCUAGGCACAAGUUGCUAGCAAGGCCUAGAGGGAAGUGGAGGAAUCGCCUGCAUGAAUUGGAGGAGCAAGAGGCCAGGCAGCAGGAUCAAGAAAGCUAUUCAGGCCAGCCCAGCAAGGACCACGAGCAGUACUUAGAGCCCUACAUGGAGGGGACAGAGCAGCGCUAUCGCUCACGGAUAGUGAAACAUAGGGAUGUAGCUUCCAGUCGCCACAGGAGUCUGGGCAAGUACAGCCUGGAGAGGAAGCCCAGCCUGAGAUACCGCCAGGAGUCUUUGGCUCGGUGCCACUGUUCCCUGACUCCUCGCUCGUCCCUGGCUCCCCGGGGGGCUGGAGCUCCCCGGGUGUCCCAAGUGUCUCCGUGGUCCGUGACGCCCCUGGGUCUGGACUCACAAAUUUAUAGCACCACCGGGAGGAAGAGCUCCGGCGGGAUACUGCCGCCAGGGCUGGGAUACCGGCGGCCUACCAUCCGCUUCAGCCUCCACCCCAAGUCAUCUCGCCGCCUGUCGCAGCGGUCUGCCUCCCCCUGCCUCUCGCACAUCAGUGCCUUCAACGAGCUGGCAAAGAUGGGCGACCCGGACCUGCUGGAGAUGGUGGAGGAGGAAGGCUUAAGAUCCAGAGAAAAAGAAUAUGCUUCCCAAAGUCCUGAGAGCCUGGACACCAGAGAGACCAGCUUCCUCAUCUCUAAAGAGCGACAGCCAUCGUUUCAAAGAAGUGAGCAAAGCAAAGACUCAAUCUUCUUCAGAGAUGGAAUUAGGCAGAUUGACUUUGUUCUUUCCUACGUAGAAGAUCCAAAGAAAGACUCGGAGAUAAAGGCAGAGAGAAGACGGGAAUUUCAUCUAAAUCUCAGGAAAACAGGUCUUGAGUUGGAAAUUGAAGACAAAAUGGACUCUGAAGAUGGAAAAACCUUCUUUGUGAAGAUCCACGCCCCAUGGGAGGUCCUAGUCACUUAUGCUGAAGUACUGGGAAUCAGGAUGCCUAUUAAGUGGAGUGACAACCGGCAGCCAAAGUACCCACCCCUGAGUUACAUGCUUGGACCUGUGAAGCUCCCAGCCACUGUGAAGUAUCCUCACCGUGACUAUUUCACUGCUCAGUUCAGCAGAUACCGUCAGGAUCUCUUCCUCAUCGAAGACCAGGCUACUUUCUUUCCAUCCUCAACGAGAAACAGAAUUGUUUACUAUAUUCUGUCACGAUGCCCUUUUGGAGUGGAAGAGGGGAAGAAAAAGAUUGGGAUCGAAAGACUGCUGAACUCUGGCACGUACUUAUCUGCCUAUCCACUCCACGAUGGCCAGUAUUGGAAGCCAUCAAGAACUCCUACUCACGUCAAUGAGAGGUACAUCCUUCGCCAGAACUGGGCUCGGUUUUCUUACUUUUACAAGGAGCAACCUUUAGAUUUGAUUCGGAAUUAUUUUGGUGAAAAGAUUGGUAUCUAUUUUGUGUUUCUCGGGUAUUACACAGAAAUGCUGUUGGUCGCAGCUCUGGUUGGCUUAGCCUGCUUCAUCUACGGCUUGUUAUCAAUGGAAAAUAACGAAACUAGCACUGAAAUCUGCGACCCUAACAUCGGAGGUCGGAUGAUCAUGUGUCCACUUUGUGAUGAAUUGUGUGAUUACUGGAGACUGAACACCACAUGUUUGCAUUCAAAGUUCUCCCAUCUGUUUGAUAAUGAGUCAACCGUGUUCUUUGCAAUCUUCAUGGGGAUCUGGGUCACACUGUUUCUGGAGUUCUGGAAACAGCGACAAGCCAGGCUUGAGUAUGAGUGGGAUCUGGUGGACUUCGAAGAAGAACAUCAGCAGCUCCAGCUGAGGCCCGAGUUCGAAGCCAUGUGUAAACGAAAGAGGAUAAAUCCUGUGACAAAGGAGUUGGAGCCACACAUGCCUCUGUGCCAUCGCAUCCCAUGGUACUUUGUGUCAGGGACCACAGUGGUCUUCGGGAUGGCUCUCCUCCUCAGCAGCAUGGUGUCCAUCAUCGUGUAUCGCCUGUCAUUCUUUGCCACCUUUGCCACCUUCAUGGAAAGUGAAGCCACCCUGCAGAACGUGAAGAGCUUCUUCACCCCCCAGAUGGCCACCUCUCUCUCUGGAUCAUGCCUGAACUGCAUUGUCAUUGUGAUCUUGAAUUUUUUUUAUGAGAGGAUAUCUGCCUGGAUUACAAAAAUGGAAAUUCCUCGAACUUACCAGGAGUAUGAGAGCAGUCUCACUCUGAAGAUGUUUCUCUUCCAGUUUGUGAAUUAUUACUCGGCUUGCUUUUAUGUGGCCUUCUUUAAAGGGAAGUUCAUGGGCUACCCUGGGAAGUACACAUAUAUGUUUAACAUAUGGAGAAGUGAAGAGUGUGAUCCUGCAGGCUGUCUGGUAGAGUUGACAACCCAGCUAACCAUCAUCAUGAUUGGGAAACAGGUUUUUGGAAAUAUCCAUGAAGCCUGUCAACCCUUGAUUUUUAAUUGGUGGAGACGUCGAAAAGCCCGAACCCACUCUGAGAAACUAUACAGUCGCUGGGAGCAAGAUAAUGACCUUCAGGUUUUCGGACAACUUGGGCUGUUCUAUGAGUACUUGGAAACAGUUAUUCAGUUCGGGUUUGUCACAUUGUUCGUGGCCUCUUUUCCCCUGGCCCCCCUGUUUGCUCUCAUGAACAACAUUGUAGAGAUCCGCGUGGAUGCCUGGAAGCUGACGACUCAGUAUAGGAGACCUGUCGCUGCAAAAGCUCACUCCAUAGGUGUCUGGCAGGACAUUCUCUAUGGAAUGGCCAUCCUUUCUGUUGCAACUAAUGCCUUCAUUGUUGCGUUCACAUCUGACAUCAUUCCACGGUUAGUUUACUUCUAUGCCUACUCAUUGAAUUCCACGGAGCCCUUGAGUGGAUACGUUAACAACAGCUUGUCAGUGUUCCUGAUAGCUGACUUCCCCAACCACACAGCGCCGGUGGAAAAGAAAGACUUCACCACUUGCAGGUACAGAGAUUACAGGUACCCUCCUGAUCAUGAGAACAAGUAUGCCCAUAACAUGCAGUUCUGGCAUGUCCUUGCUGCCAAGCUGAUCUUCAUCAUAGUAAUAGAACACGUCGUGUUUCUGUUAAAAUUUUUAUUGGCCUGGAUGAUACCGGAUGUUCCAAAAGAUGUCGUAGAGAAAAUCAAACGAGAAAAGUUAAUGACUGUCAAAAUUAUUCAUGACUUCGAGCUCAACAAGUUGAAAGAAAACUUGGAUAUUGAACAUAAUAACAUCGUUAAGCAUGACACAGUGGAAGACGUCAUAUCCCCGAGGGACAAAAUCCCCGUCUAAUCCACACACGAGGCAUGAAGCUCUGUGCCCUUCUCUGUACACUGUUGCCUCUGGACUUCUGGCUGGAUGCUGGAAUUCAUGUAUCCAUUUGUUUUUCUUUCUUUCUUUUAUUUUUAACUCGGAGUCUUUAUGCCCUAUGAUAGAGGCAGGCAUCAGAAGAGAACACAGGUGGGCCUCAUCCACUGGGCUCUCCCAGGGUGUGACUCGUGGGGUCCUGUACACACUUGCAGGUGGUGCCUGUGGAUUCAGAAUCUGGAAAAUCAUGGAGUGUUGCUACUUAGAGUGAAACACUGGCCUGGGGGAUGCUCUGUCACUUCCCAGGGCAACUGCACAUCUCUGCUGUCUUCUGUUGAGUUCCUUCCAUCUCCCUCCCAACAAGAAAAGGGUUGUAUCAAAAAGAAAGCUAGAAAAGAGACACACCAUUUCAUAGAACAUCUGCCAUUGUAAAAUGCACACAUGUAAAGCCAAAAUCAGAAGAAGUCCUGAGAAAUCUCACCUAUUGACAAACGCUGGGUAAAAAUCACAGCAGGAGUGUGCUCUUGACAAUGUCAGGUCAAAGGUAGCUUCUGUCAGAAUCCCAGACAGCCUUUCCUGGUAAAGGUAGAAUCAGUUUUUCCCUAAGACUAGAAGAAUUUUCAUGAAAGACUCUCAGAGGGCUUUUGAAGGUAGUGUUUCCAUUUUGUUGACUAGCUUCAACACCAUCUGUCACCACCAGGUGUCAGGUGACUACAGGUUUCCAAGUGAAGGUACUGUGCAAAGCCAAUGUGUCUUCUUAGGAGCUAAAGAAUGCAAGAUGGUACAUAGACAUUAACUUAUUCAAUGAUAAAGUGAAACUUUUAAAUUUCUCUGAAAUGCUGUUUUUUGCAUCAUGAAGCCUUUUUGAGCUCUAGCCAUUUGUAUAAGUUGGGCACAAACUGUUUACAAAAUGUGAUCUCUUCACUCUAAAAAAAAAACCUCCAAAUCUUGUAAUAAGUUUGCAGUCUUUUCAUGGACUACAUCACACCUACAAUGUCCAGUGCCUUCUUUCUAUGCCUUUGACACAUGAAAAAUUGUCUAGGUGACUGGUAAUUUGACAUGACAGAGUAGUUCAGAUGUCAACUUGUCUUAAAGAAAAUGGCAGUGUUGUGAGCACAGAGUUUAUCACCAAAAGAUCAUCGACCAAGUGAGAAGGUGAUAAUUGGUGGGAAAAGUGUAUUUGUUGAAGUAUCCUUUCCACAUUGAGGCCUAUGUGGAUAUACAGCAAUUCUUGUCAUGGGUUCACUAAUACAAUAUCACAUAUGUACCUGUAUGUAACUUACCACUAGAGUGGGAGAUAUGAUCCAGCUCUAGAGUACUCAAAUCUUUGGGUUUAAAUUAGGAUUCAGCUACAAAGGAAUAUAUUUUAAAUUACAUAUAUACAAAGAAACUUGAUCAAAAGAUUUUUAAAAGUAGUGUUCCCUUAACAAUAACACGAUUUUCCAGCAUAGCUGAUAUUACAGUAUUAACUACUGAUAGAUACUAAGUAUUUAGAACUAGGGAUUAUGGAUUUUAUAAAAAUAACAGAAGCAUUAUCACAUCACAUUAUUGGCAAUAUUGAUUUGUUAUGUAGUAGGUAGAUUACAUUUUUGGGUCACUUGAAAUGAUUUUAUAAUUGAAAGAUACUUUCAUAAGUGGCGAUGGUCAGUUUAAGAAAACCAGUCUUUUUUAGCAUGAUCAAGCCACAGCUGUGGUUCUUGUAGACUGUCAAAUUACACUGCAGGGCUUUUCACGCACAGCUCACAUUGCCUUCUUCAUGGGUGCUAAUUUUUAAAAAAGGGGGGAGAUUAUAGUUUUUCUGGAAAUACACUUUAAUUUUGUGACUUCAAAGUAUUAUGGAGCUAGACUGCAAGAUAAGGACAAAGCUGACUUGCAAAGCUGUCCAUACACUGUAGGUUCAAAACCACCUCAAGCACUGAGUGUCUAAAGUAAUGGUAGAAAUGAGCAAAAUUGGAAUUUAUUUUACAGCAAGUGCUUCUUAUAAUUUAUUGGUGUCUUCGCUUUGUAUUUGCCUUGCAAUUUUCCACUGAUAACUUUCAUCCUGUUUGACGUUUUACCCUGAGAUACUAGAGUCACUUUCUGGAAAGUCUGUUUGUUAGCCAAAAUCAGAUGGAGUUGGUUCAGGCAGAUUUACCUCCUUCUAUCAACACAUUGAUUGGUGUGAGAACAUUGAGCUAGACGUAGCCAACCACCAGAUGUAUGUUCGUGUUUAGGAGUAUGGCUGUGGAUUUUUUAUUUUUUGUUUUUUGUUUUUGUUUUUUAUCCUUCAGUCAAACAAGUGGUUUACUAUUUUCCACUGAUAUUCCAAGGAACAUCUGAGAUCUUAUGUGAAAAUAGAAUCUUCAAGUGCCAAAGCCCCAAAGCACACAACUUUUUCCAAAGGUCCUUUGCAAUCAUCAUCUUCAUUGUUUCUUUUCACACAGGAAGCAAAAUCCUUCAAAUUACUAACUUUAGACAUCAAAAGGGAACUGUCAUUAAAUGAAAGAUGUUUUAAUUUUGCACUAUUUCUGGACUUCUGGAUUUCACCUCCUUUUUUUGGUCAAGAGAAAGGAGAGAGUUGUUUCCUCUAGGUCUCAAAUGGGAUUCUUUGUGGGUAGGAAGACGCAAAUCUCUUCUCAGUGCCAGUCACUAAGGGUGAGAGAAUAUAUCUGGAGAAAUUCCAGGUUGACAAUUAUUGUGUGUCACAAGAAAGCCUUUGCUUACAAAGUGUGUUUGUAGGGUCAGGUACUGUGAACAAUCAUUGACCCUGCUCUCCAGUGACAAUGAUACUGGUUAUUCAAAAACAUAGCCUAUUGCUUUGGAAAAACCUCCCAUAGUUAUUAUGUAAUUGAGUGAUGCCAUGAAGGAAAACAUUGUAUUGCCAGGCUUUGGACUCUGCCACAAGGAAUCAAUAGAACUAUCGUGUUACUGUUCUUCAUGCAAUUUUAAUCUACUUUUCUGUGUAGUAAUUAAAGUAUGCCAGUUAUUUCAGCAUUAUGUAAAAAUUAAUGACAAUGUUUAAAACGUAAUGUAUAGUAUGGCAUAAUCUGUGUGAGACACAACUGCCCAUUCCUCUAAAUAUGUCAUUGAAUACAGGAUGCAGCUCUCCUGAUAUGAGAUGCUGUGUCUUGAAGUUAACUCAGAGUAUACAAGCUUGCUUUUUUGUCCCUCCAUCCCUCCCUCUCCCCUUCCCUCCUUCUUCUGUCUCUCCUUCCCUUUGUCCCUCUUUUCUUCCUUCCCUUUUCACUCCCUUAUUUCCUUCUCUUCUUUUUUAAAGGGAGUACACAGGUAUUUAGAAAAAAUUGUCUUUACUAAUGAACCCAAACCUAAAAAGCCAAAUCACUCAGUGAUUAAAGUAAGUAAAUAAUUUCAAAUAUCUUGACACAAACAUUUAUCUCCAGUUCAUUAUUUGAGAAUUUCACACAUGCAUAUAAUGUGCCUUGAUUAAAUCCAUUUCUCCAUUCCCUAUGCUACAGUUCCUCCUUAUUCCAAACGCUUUUCCUUCCAAACUUCAGGUCCUUUCUUUUUUAAACACUCUCAGUUCGUUGAAUGCUCUGUGUGCACGUGUGUGUACACACGCACGCACACACAUUCUAACUUUGGUUUAGAACUGAGAUAAUUUCUGAAAUCAAGAACUCUAGAGAAGGUUUUACAUCAAUUUUGUUUCUCUCCAGAGACUUCUGAGCACACCCCAUCCUCGGGGUUAGCCCAGAAUGUCACUGUACUGCCUGCCAAGUACAGACAGAGCCAGUGAAGAGCAGCUGCUACUCUCGAGAAGUUGCAGAAGGUAGAAGCUUUUCCUGUAUUGCCUACCUGCCUACCUCCCCACCACCCCCAACUACUUUGGAAGAUGUUGAUUGGGGAGGUGAAAAGAUGGUUGAGAACAUUAUAAAUGAAAAAUUUGCAGCUGAAAGCACUUUGACAAAUUCCUGAACAGGUAGCCAGGCCCACCAUGGGUUGGGUAAAGUCACGUAGCGUCAGGGCAACCAAGCCUUAGCCCUGUCCUUUCUAGUUAUAUCUGGAGACUCACACUUGAGAAGUUUACACCUCUAGUUUCCACUUGUUAAAGACAUUAUAUUCAUUUCAUUCAACCAAUAUAUGUUUUUGAAGUGCAGAAUGAUCAUAAAGUCAAGUGAUUGUAUCACAUUCUAAGUAUUUCAUGGAUCAAGCAUACUAUCGUACAGGAUUUAAAUAGCAAAGCAAAACUAUCAAUAUUACUGGGAAGGCAUUUCUUUUGAAAUUAUAGAGAGUCUGUAAUGAAAUGUGGAUAAACCAGAACCUGCAGGACCAUCAGGUACAGGCUUGAGACAGCAAAGUUGCUGAACUUCUGUACAGCUGCCUGUGUCUUCUGCUUGUGAUAAUCUACAGUCAUGUUUCACUGAUGGGAGCCCAGUGCUGGCCCAGAAGGAGCAUGAGAAAAGAGAGUAAACAGGGUAGAUGGAUUGUGUGCAUUGUACCAUGUAGACCCUUCAAGAACAGUCCCAGAAAGAUACCUUUGCUGCUUUAUGCUGUCUAUCACUUUGCAAGUAGGAUCUGGUUACUUUUUCGUCUCUGGGACAAAAUACCUGACCAAAGGAAAUGAAGGAAGGUGGGGUUUCUUUGGGCUCACAGCUUGAGGAUUCAGUUCAUCAUGGUGGGAAGUCAUUACGGCAGAGCACGAGGCAGCUGGUUAAGUGCAUCCACGGUCAGGGGGCAUGGAUACUGGUUAUCGGUUCAUUCCUUUCUAUUCAGCUGGGAACUCCAGCCUAUAGGAGAUGCCACCCAUAUUCAAGGAAGGCAUCUUCCCUUCAGGGUAAACUUAUCUGGAAACACCAUAUAGAAAAAUCCAGAACUGCGUUUCUAGUGAUAAUUCUAAGUCCAGCCAAAUUUACAGGAUUAGCCAUCUCAGACCUUAGAGGGAAAAACUUCAUGGACGAACAGGCCUACUUACCUAGCACAGACUGUAUAGACCAAAGGCUGCCUGAAGCUAAGUAAGGUUAGCAAACUAGAUUUAGUUUAUUUCCAUAAAAUGUUCUCUGUAAAUGAAAAAUAACAAUUUCUUUUCACUCUCAUGCUAAACAUUUUAAACAUCUGAUCAUCUACAAUAUCAAACCAAACACAACUAGUAAGCUUCAAAGUACUAAAAUUUCAUCGUUUAUAUUUUUUCUCUACAACAACAACAAAAAUAAUAAAAUAUAACCAAGAAAAAUGC